Messenger RNA from Melitaea cinxia (Glanville fritillary), 2423 nucleotides. It is a transcript of the gene Eif2g, whose product is annotated as eukaryotic translation initiation factor 2 subunit 3-like. Gene Ontology annotation, cellular component: cytosol; nucleus; eukaryotic translation initiation factor 2 complex. The coding region runs from base 193 to 1968 and encodes 591 amino acids. Gene Ontology annotation, molecular function: histone H3K9 methyltransferase activity; translation initiation factor activity; tRNA binding. NCBI's taxonomy places the organism in Eukaryota, Metazoa, Arthropoda, Insecta, Lepidoptera, Nymphalidae. Gene Ontology annotation, biological process: formation of translation preinitiation complex; positive regulation of translational fidelity. The record is from RefSeq and is a predicted model, not a curated record. The transcript has 3 exons.
GAGCAGAUUAUGUUGAAGUUGGUUGAACUCUAGCGUACGCGCUAAGGAAAAAGGCUAUGGCCACGCAUUAAUUCGAAACGAUCACGAAAUUGUUUAAAUAUAUCCUUUGAAACGUCAUAACAUAUGUUUAAUAAGUUAAUUGAAUGCUUUAUAUAUAGUUUACGUGUAAAAGUGCUUCAACAGUAAAACAAAAUGACUUCAAACGAGGGACGAACUCAGUCAAACUUGCAUCAGCAAGAUUUAUCUAAAUUAGACGUCACAAAAUUGUCAGCUCUAUCUCCUGAAGUUAUAUCCAGGCAAGCAACUAUUAACAUUGGAACAAUUGGCCAUGUAGCUCAUGGAAAAUCUACUGUGGUGAAGGCCAUUUCUGGAGUGCAAACUGUAAGAUUUAAGAAUGAGUUGGAGCGGAAUAUUACAAUUAAAUUAGAGCGCCUGACCGACUCAGUUGUAAGAAUGUACAGCGAAAGAGCUGAUGAGAGAGAUGAGAAUAUGUUUUUUGAAAAAAUAUUAAGAAAGGGUAAAAAAAGACCUUUAGACUUUGAAACAGAAUCUGAAGUACCCAUUUCCAAAAAACAAAAGAAACUCAUACCAGAAUCUGAAGAAUAUAUCAUAGAAAAAAUAAUUAAUUUUAAGUUUGAAUUGGGCAAAGAAAGGUUUUACAUUAAAUGGAAAGGAUGGGAUGACAGUGAAAAUACUUGGGAACCAAUUGAAAAUUUGGACAAUUGUCCUGAUAUAUUAAAAGAAUUUUUAGUUAAUGAAGAAUUAAAACAUUGUGAAAAAAUUGAAAAACUUAAAAAAGAAAUAUCAUUUGACAAUUUACUUAGUUAUGAAAAUCUUGUAAAAAGGCUUGAUGAAUUUGAAGAAUGUGACCUUCCUAAAUUGAAAGAGAACCUUAUAUUAAAACUGUUAUCUAUGAUUUACCUCGAUGAGUGUAAUGAAACAUAUGCUUGUGAUCUUGUUCAGGAAGCAAGAAAUGUUUUACAGUUGUAUACGAUGUGCAGAAAACGCUGUCGUCAGCUCAUGGCUCUUAAAAAUUGGGAAGAAUAUUUAAAUCAAGUUGACAAAUGUAAAAAGUUGACAGUAGAGAAUUCUGUAGACUUAACUGGUCCACCAGAAAAUUUUACCUACAUAAAUGAAUCAAUACCGGGUGCUGGGGUCGUGAUUCCCAAUGAUCCACCUAUUGGUUGUGAGUGUGAAGCUUGUAACUGUAGGUCCAAAUCCUGUUGUGGAAUGCAAGCUGGUUUAUUUGCCUACACAGUCAAAAGAAGACUACGAGUAGCAUCAGGAACUCCCGUUUAUGAAUGUAAUAAAGCAUGUAAAUGUUCAUCAGACUGUAAUAAUCGUGUAGUUCAACGAGGCCGAAAUUUGAAACUAACUAUAUUUAGAACAGCCAAUGGUUGUGGAUGGGGAGUCAAAUCUGACCAGAAAAUAAAACAAGGUCAAUUUAUUUGUCAAUAUGUUGGUGAAGUUAUCACUUUUGAAGAAGCUGAGAAAAGAGGAAGAGAAUAUGAUGCUAAUGGACUAACUUAUCUGUUUGAUUUAGAUUUUAAUUCAGUUGAAAACCCAUAUGUAGUGGAUGCAUGUAAUUUAGGUAAUGUAUCACAUUUCAUAAAUCACUCCUGUGACCCCAAUAUUGGAGUUUGGGCUGUUUGGGCAGACUGCUUGGAUCCGAACUUGCCUAUGUUAGCAUUAUUUGCUACAAGGGACAUUGAAGAGGGAGAGGAAAUAUGUUUUGAUUACUUGCAAAAGUCCUCUGAUAGUGAUGAAGACAUUGAAACUCCUAGUACUCGUAUGCAAGAUACGGAGGAUGAUGCCUGUAUUCCUAAUGCUUCUGAAGCAACUACUACAAUUUCUCCAGUAUCACCCAUUAAGACUAGAUUUGAAAUGCAACAGCAGAAUAGAGCGUUACUCAGAAAUCGUACAGAAUGCAAAUGUGGAGCAUUAAAGUGUAGAAAAUAUUUGUUUUAGUUUAACUUUAUGUAGUUAUAAUAACCAGAACAAAUAAUAGGUUAGCUAUGUGUUGUUACAAUUUUUUUUGUAAUGAAACUAAAUGCAAUAAAGGAGUAAUAUAAUAAAGUUAAAUUUAAAUAAAGUAAUGCAAUGUUCUGUUUUAAAUAGUAUGGAAAAAUCUCAGUUAAAUGUAAUAAAUCUGAUGUAGAAACUAAAAAUAUUGCAGUUUUCAGUUAAAAUAAAGAUGUCACUAGACAUAGAUACAAACUUAAGAAUUAUUAAACGUUACUUUUAGUUUUUUUCUAUAAAAAUUACCUGAAAGUUGUUAUAGAUUCACAUACUAUUUUUCAAGAUGAACACAUUUUUAAAACAUAAGUUUGUUAAGUUUUAUGUUAAAAAACGUGUAAGUGGUAUUGUUUACCAAUAUUAAGGUUUCUUGUAAAAUUUAUUACACAUUAUGAUUGUAAUCACAA